Messenger RNA from Topomyia yanbarensis, 1664 nucleotides. RefSeq lists its product as uncharacterized. The record is from RefSeq and is a predicted model, not a curated record. The coding region runs from base 199 to 1314 and encodes 371 amino acids. Gene Ontology annotation, molecular function: catalytic activity. Lineage: Eukaryota; Metazoa; Arthropoda; Insecta; Diptera; Culicidae. The transcript has 2 exons.
GCUACAGUCGAGCCCUUGCAGCCAGCGUUCAGCAGUCGUCCCGGUCCUGUAUGUGUGGGUGGAGAAGGGGUCUUCCAAGCCGCCUUUCUCGGCAAUUCAUCGUCCAACACUCGCCGUAAGCUACUACCGUCCCGUUCCUGCUCUCCGCAUCGCUCCAUCGGGGUUCAACGCAUACUGGGACGCACCGCAGUUGGCACUAUGGAAGCCCUCGAGCCCCCCGCCACAGUCGAGCAAUUGCAGCCAGCGAUCAUCAGUCGUCCCGGUCCUGUGUGUGGGAUGGGUGAAAGGGUCUUCCAACCCGCCACAAAUGGCAAGUAUACAUCUGAUCCGAACACUUCAAGCGCUGAUGUAUUCUUCGCUUCCAGUAAUUUGCCUUUUGCUCUAACAUCUUGUGACGAGAUGUCAACUAUUUCUGUCGCCGAUGAUGAUCGCUGCAUUCUGGAGCGCGAUGCAGUUGAUUCGCCCUCUGCAGAACCUGAUCCGUCAUCCAAUAACAUCGAGAUUUACUAUCAGAAUGUUGGUGGCUUAAAUUCAUCAACGGACAGCUAUUUGCUCGCGACCACGGGCUGCUGUUAUGACGUCAUCGCCUUAACCGAGACGUGGCUCAACAACCGUACUCUGUCUCACCAGGUGUUUGGUUCAACAUUUGAUGUCUUCCGCUGUGAUCGCAAUGCCCUCAACAGCCGCAAGACAUCAGGUGGUGGUGUACUCAUCGCCGUUCGCCAUGGUAUAAAAGCCCGAGUGAUCAACGAUGAGCGGUGGGAGAGCUCCGAGCAAGUGUGGAUAUCAGUGAAACUUGCCGAUCGCAAUCUCUUCCUGUGUGUCGUGUAUUUUCCACCUGACCGAAUUCGUGAUUACAGCCUGAUCGAUGUACAUCUUUCCUCCGUUUCUUUCAUCACCUCGAUCGCUGCCCCAUCUGAUGAUAUUGUUAUACUGGGCGACUUUAACUUACCUGGCUUGACCUGGUGCCCAGCAAGUAACGGAUUUCUACGAUUGGAUAUCGAAAAAUCUGUGCUUAUCAACAAUGCCAGUUGUAUCUUGGACAACUACAGUAGCGCAACUCUUCGGCAAAUUAAUAAUAUCAUCAACGAGAACGGACGUACAUUGGACCUCUGCUUUGUAAGUGCCCGGGACUACGCUCCGUACUGCUGCGCCGCACCGACACCUUUAGUCCAGCAUGUGCGCCAUCAUCCCCCACUACAUCUUGUACUCGCUGGUAACCUAGGAGUGAGUUUUGAAGACGUCUCAAGCUCUAUCGUCUACGAUUUUAAAACGCUGACUACGACAGCAUCGUUAGCACGCUGUUGGAUAUAAAUUGGGACGAAAAUCUUAACAAUGAUGACGCGAACGAAGCAGCGAUGACGUUUUCUAAUAUUCUUAACUACCUAAUCGACCGUCAUGUGCCAAAACGAACAGUCAGCACAAAUCAACACCCUCCCUGGCAAUCAACAGUGCUUAGACGAUUAAAAACUGCCAAACGAGCCGCAUUUAAAAAGUUCUCGAAGCAUAAGACACUUGCAUUACGAAACCACUACUUUCAACUCAACCACGAAUACUAACAGCAAAGCAGACGUGCCUUUUUUAGAUAUCAGCGAAACGUCGAACGUCAACUGAAAUCCAAGCCCAAGUCGUUUUGGAAAUAUGUGAACGAGCAGCGAAAAGAA